This is a messenger RNA of Hyla sarda, 1812 nucleotides long. Its product is annotated as keratin, type I cytoskeletal 42-like. The record is from RefSeq and is a predicted model, not a curated record. NCBI's taxonomy places the organism in Eukaryota, Metazoa, Chordata, Amphibia, Anura, Hylidae. Gene Ontology annotation, molecular function: structural molecule activity. The transcript is spliced from 8 exons. Bases 280 to 1602 code for a protein of 440 amino acids.
UUGCGAAUGGUGACCAGAGGCCCCAUGGUUUGGCAGUCAGUCAUAUAUUUGAGGUGUGUCAAAGAGCUCCAUAACAGUGAAUAACUACCCAUUCAUCAAUGACUCUUCUAUAUUCCACCCUGAUGGAAGCCUUUUACAACUUCAUAACCAUAACAUGCAUUUUACAACGUCUUUGAUGCUUUAUAAAAGCUCAUCCUCCAGAAAAGAUCAAUAGGAGUUUUCUUAGGCUGUUGUAUUCCUUGCGGCUUCAUCAAGAGAAUAUUUCAUUCUACCUCUACCAUGGCCCAAAGCACCAAGCAGAUUAAAACUGGAUCCAUCCAAGGAAGUUGCCAAACUCAAAGUCCAGCAACCAAUAGCUCCCACCAUGGAACAAGCCAUCAGGUCCGCCGCGGAGGUCAUGUUAGAACUCCCAGUGUCCAUGGAGGUUCAGGUGGAAAAGGCAUUAGCAUCUCCAGAUAUUUCACUUAUGGCUGCAACUCUGGAAUAGCACAUCCCUUUACCUACGGAAACCACUUAGUCAACCAUGAGGCUCACAACAUAUUAAGGUAUGAUGGUCUUUUUUGCUUCAGUGAGAAGGAAACCAUGCAGCUACUGAACAACCGGUUGGCUUCAUAUAUGGAAAAAGUAUGUUCCUUGGAACAAAAUAAUAGUCAACUGGAGAAGAACAUUCGACAAUGGUAUGAAAAUAACCAGCCCAAUGGUCUGCCAGACUGCAGCAAUUACUUCAGGAAGAUUGAAGAGCUUCAGAAACAGAUCCCUAUAUACUAUGUGGAAAAUGCCAGAGCGUUCUUGGAUAUGGACAAUGCCAAACUGGCUGCCGAUGACUUUAAGAACAAACUUGAGCUGGAAGUGAAUCUGAGAAAAAGCACCGAGUCCGACAUCUUUGGUUUACAUAGAGUUUUAGAAAGACUUAACAUGGAGAUACGUGACCUACAGUUCACUGUACAAAACCUACAGGAUGAGCUUCAAGAACUGAAGAAGAACCACGAAGAGGAAGUGAACUGUCUACGUGCACAGCUCGGCGCCCGGGUCAGCGUUGAAGUAAAUGCUGCUCCAUGUGUGGAUCUGAACAGUGUGUUAUCAGAAAUUCGACAAGAGUAUGAAAAUCUCAUGGAAAGAAAUCUGCGGGAGGUUGAGGAAAUCUUCCUUGCCAGGAGUGAAGAAUUAAAUCGAGAGAUGAUUUCUGGGGCCGAACAGCUGCAGUCAUUUGCCGGUGACCUCAAUGAGUUAAAGCGUAAUGUGCAGACUUUAGAAAUUGAACUUCAAAGCCAACUAAGCAUGAAAUUUGCUCUUGAGGAAUCCCUGGUAGAGACAGAAUCCAGUUAUGGUUCCCAACUAUCCCAGUUACAGUUCCUAAUCGACAGCGUGGAGUCUGAAUUGGUAGAGAUGCGCUUUAACCUGGAGCUGCAAAAUGUUGCAUACAAACAGCUCAUGGACCAGAAAAACCAUCUAGAAAUGGAGAUUGCCACAUACAAGCAUCUUCUAGAGGGGAAUGACAUUCAGCAUGUGAAAAGCGCUCCUAUUCACCAAUCUGAUAAUGAACAACACCACCAUUUCAAAGUCCAUCAGUCAAUAAAACAAGUUCACCAGACCAAGUGUUAAAUCGGACCAGUGAUGCCUCCACCGCAACCUCCAAGUUUCUCUGCUUCCUCACAUAUUGAAGACCAUGUUUGUGCACCUAAGAACAAUACUGCUGGCCAUGGCCAUUAGUCAGAUUAUACUUAAACGGUUACUCCGGUGGGGAUAAAAAAAAUUAAAUCAAGUGGUACCAGAAAGUUAAACAGAUUUGUAAAUUACUUCUAUUAAAAAAAA